Messenger RNA from Pelmatolapia mariae (spotted tilapia), 3196 nucleotides. RefSeq names its product 15-hydroxyprostaglandin dehydrogenase (gene hpgd). The transcript is spliced from 7 exons. The record is from RefSeq and is a predicted model, not a curated record. Gene Ontology annotation, molecular function: oxidoreductase activity, acting on the CH-OH group of donors, NAD or NADP as acceptor. Bases 148 to 933 code for a protein of 261 amino acids. NCBI's taxonomy places the organism in Eukaryota, Metazoa, Chordata, Actinopteri, Cichliformes, Cichlidae. Gene Ontology annotation, cellular component: cytoplasm.
AGCCAAAAGAGUAAAAACAGAGCGGUGAGAAAACAUGUGAUUGAGUUGGAGAGAGAGCAGAAAGGUGCAGGACGACGCAGAGCAGGAGAGGAAGAGAAGAACCGUCACCGAGAGAAGAAGGAGGAAGAGUGCUGCUGUGCUGGGAGCAUGUCUCUGAAUGGGAAGGUGGCUCUGGUGACCGGGGGGGCUCAGGGCAUCGGCAGAGCUGUGGUCCAGUCACUGCUGCAGAGCUCAGCCAAGGUGGUCAUGGUGGACCUGAACAAGGACCUCGGUGAGGAGUGCAAGGCCCAGCUGGACGCCGAGUUCGGAGAAGGAAACUGCACGUUCAUUGAGUGCGAUGUGGCCAACGGAGAUGCGCUGCGAGACACCUUCCAGAACACCGUGGACCAGUUUGGCCGUCUGGACAUCGUCAUCAACAACGCCGGCAUCACUAACGAAAAGGACUGGGAGAAGACCAUCCAAGUGAACCUGACCUCGGUCAUCAAGGGAACCUACUUGGCUCUGGAACACAUGAGCAAAGAGUACGGCAAGCAAGGAGGCAGCAUUAUCAAUGUAUCCUCUAUGGCAGCCUUCCUGCAUUCCCCUCACCAGCCCGUCUACACGGCCACUAAACACGGAGUCAUUGGCUUCACCAGAGCGAUGGCGGACGCGGCCAUUCAGGGCGACUACGGCGUUCGCAUCAACGUGCUGUGUCCGGCCUUCGUCGACACGCCCCUGCUGCAGUCGGUGGAAGACGAGGACAACAUGGGCAAGUUCGUCAAGUUCAAGGACGACUUUAAACGGAGCAUGAACAAGUUUGGAGUUUUACAGCCGUCGCUGAUAGCAGAGGGCAUGAUGAGGCUGAUCACGGACACCAGUCUGCACGGAGCCGUGAUGAAGAUCACCUGCUCCAAGGGAAUCCAUUUCCACACCUAUGAGCCCAUGUCGGCCUGAGCUCCACACUCAGGACUCACAUGCUGAAGGAAAGAUGCAGCGCUCGAACCCGUCUGACUGCAGCUCACCAGAGACGCUCGGGACGACACGUGGACGCUGCAGGAGCUUCAGUCAGAACUGCGUCUGUUUGGAUUCUAAUCAUUUUUAUUUAAUAAUCAUCUGCAUAACAUGAAAACAGUGAUCAUACAAACAAUAUCCAGCAAGCCAAAGUUACAGAUUGUUUUUUUUGUUUUUAGUUAAUUGUUUGUGCGUCACAGGAAACGCUGGACCGUCACUGUGGUCCGCCUCGGAGACGACGGCUUCUUUGAUCAGUGUUAUUUAAAGAACUGUAACAGUUACUCUUUUACAGCUGGUUUAUGUGACGUGUAAACACAAAUAAAUAAAUAAAUGAAUAAAUAAAUAUGGAGUUUUGUAACAGGGGAGAUCUGAGAGAUAUUUAUUGACAACCUAAACAAUUAUUAUAUGUUAACAUUUAUAGUUUCACAAUGUCCGUUUAUUUUCCGUGUUUUAAUAUCUAUUAGUAGCCAAUACGUGGUAUACGAGGAGUGAGGUCACAGUAUGCACAUCACCCAUUGGUUUGUAAAAUCCAGUUUUUAGACUGCAAGCUAGCUUGGUUAGCAAAGCAUGUACAUGGACUGUAAGGAUUAUAGACGUCUCGCCACCCUAACUUUAAGUCUUGAACGUGGAACUGUUGGGGCAAGAAGUUUGCAUGAUUAGGGGCGUGGCCUCUUUGACGGAACAGGCCGAUGGCGACACAGGCGGCUGUAGCUGCUAGCUGUCUGCUAGCUUCACCUUUGCUAACUGGAGUCCCUGAACAGAGACCUGUGAACCGUGUUUGUGCUGUUGGAGCCUUUUGGAGCAUUUUUAAUGUCAUCAUAUGACCAAUAAUAUGGCUGCUGUGAGGUUACUGUAGUAACACACUGUCCAAGAAGGCGGAGCUCCAGGUUUACUGCCUGCACUAAUUAGCAUAAGGUCACCUCUAAGAUGGCAUGAGCCAAAACCGGCAUUAAGUCUGCACACAGUGGGUAAUUUCAAAGUUGUUGCUUCCAUCUUUAUCCACAGUAUAGGAAAGUGUGUGGAAAUGCUUAGUAGUCUUUGAUAUUCUUAAUAACAAAUAUUACACUUCCAACUCGAUCUCCCAUUUAAACACAAUAACGGCGGCGCUACACUAAAAUUAUUCCUCCUGCAGAUGUGUUUCCUGGACUUGAGCUGGUUUUUAUUCUGAUCUUCUUCUUGUGUGGCUGGAGGAACAUAUUUGAUACUCGUCACUGUGUCAGUCCAAUACAGAAAAACGACUGUGGCAGCAGCAUGCAGCAACUUUAUUUGUACAGCACAAUCCUUUGUGUGUCAGCCUUAGCUCUGUUUUCACUGUUGACAUUCCUCAUAAAUCCUUGGCCAACUGAAUCCUUUCACCGUGGUGAAAAUGUUGGCUUUUUCCCAAACUGGGCGCUCUCCAAGAACCCGUGUGUGGUUUGCAUGAAGUCACAGGUUGUCAUGAAGAGACGGGUAUAAACAAAGAGGUUCAGUGAGGCUGAGCUCACAGCUGCUGUGCUGAAGUUUCACUGUAAAUGAAUCCACAAAGACAUGAAAUGAUUUGUGGUUAUGAUCGUUCUCUUUUACUGGUCUCCAGUUAUCGUUCUACAGUCUUUGGUCCCCGACGUUUAAGUCUACUUUCUUCUGACUGGCUGCCCCUCACAGAAAUUUGAAUAGAAAGUGGGUGGAGCUUGUCUUCUUACAAUGACAGUAUUAGGGAGUGUACUCAGGCAAACUGAGAAACCAAGUGUUCAGAGCAGUUUGCAGCCUGAGCUCAGGAGUAAUGUUAACACAGUGCUCCCUCGUUAUAUUGCGGUUCAUUUUAAGCAAUUGUUGCAAUUUUGCAUGCUUUAUUUUUUUUUACAGCCUAUUGUGUUCUGCGUCCUGAUUGGCUGUAGACCGUUGUCAAUCAAUCCUGUGCCGUGUCUCCUGUACAGGACAGAAUGCGUUCAGCUUGUCGAUCACUAGCAGUGUGACAAAAAGUUGGACUUCUCGACACGCUAAAGGAAGGUAGAAGUUACUGUAUUUUUUUGGACCAUAAGGCACACCGCAUUAUGAGGCGCAUUAAGCUAAACCAAACAGUCAGAUAAGUCAAACUUUACUCUACUUCCGUACCAGUGAUUCAUUAAUGUUGAAUUCUCUGGCAGCGGCUCUAUUCUCAUGUUGUGGACCUGAAAACAGGGUUUGAUCUUUGGUUUCAUCCUAUAAUACUGGACUCAUUUUUCUACAA